Vigna umbellata (rice bean) is the source of this 1536-nucleotide messenger RNA. NCBI's taxonomy places the organism in Eukaryota, Viridiplantae, Streptophyta, Magnoliopsida, Fabales, Fabaceae. The record is from RefSeq and is a predicted model, not a curated record.
AGAGCUGCAUAGGUACCAAGUUCACAGGUCAAUUUGGGGAUUUAAUUGCUGAUUUAGCUAUUGAUGCUACUGCAACAGUAGGUGUUGAGAUUGGCCAAGGUUUGAGAGAUGUAGAUAUUAAAAAUUAUAUUAAGGUUGAAAAGGUCCCUGGGGGGCAGCUGGAGGAUUCUAGAGUACUCAAGGGAGUUAUGAUAAACAAAGAUGUGGUUGCACCUGGCAAAAUGAGGAGAAAGAUUGUUAACCCACGCAUCAUUCUUCUUGAUUGUCCCCUUGAGUAUAAAAAGGGUGAAAACCAAACAAAUGCUGAACUGCUCAAAGAAGAAGACUGGAAUCUCUUAUUGAAGAUGGAAGAAGAAUAUAUUGAGGAGAUGUGCAUGCAGAUACUGAAGUUUAAGCCUGACGUGGUAAUCACGGAGAAGGGUCUGAGUGAUUUGGCUUGUCAUUAUCUGAGCAAGCAUGGAGUUAGUGCAAUCAGGAGGCUGAGGAAAACUGAUAAUAAUAGAAUUGCUAAGGCAUGUGGUGCUGUUAUUGUGAAUAGACCGGAUGAAUUGCAAGAAUCUGACGUUGGUACUGGUGCUGGGUUAUUUGAGGUUAAGAAAAUUGGAGAUGAGUACUUUGCAUAUAUUGUUGAUUGUAAAGACCCCAAGGCCUGCACCGUACUACUAAGGGGAGCUAGUAAGGAUCUUUUAAAUGAAGUUGAAAGAAACCUACAGGAUGCCAUGUCUGUUGCAAGGAACAUAAUAAAAAAUCCAAAACUUGUUCCUGGAGGCGGUGCAACAGAGUUGACAGUGUCAGCUGCCUUGAAACAGAAGAGUUCUUCUAUCGAGGGCAUAGAAAAAUGGCCGUAUGAAGCUGCUGCCAUUGCUUUUGAAGCUAUACCACGUACUCUGGCACAAAAUUGUGGAGUAAAUGUCAUCCGGACUAUGACUGCUCUCCAAGGAAAACACGCAAAUGGGGAAAAUGCAUGGAUUGGUAUAGAUGGAAAUACUGGUAGCAUCACUGACAUGAAAGAGCGCAAGAUCUGGGAUGCCUACAAUGUAAAGGCGCAAGCUUUUAAGACUGCCAUUGAAGCUGCUUGCAUGCUUCUGAGGAUUGAUGAUAUAGUGAGUGGUAUCAAGAAGAAGCAGGCCCCUGGAGGUUCAGGUUCUUCAAAACCCAAGAUUGAGACCGAGGCAGAUGCUGACAAUGAACAAAUCCUUCCUGACUGAGAAUAUAGGUUCAAUUGACACUGCUUUUUGAUUCAGUUGAUCACAUACUAGGUUCUUGGUCCUCAUUAAAUAUUAUCAAUAUUCUUAGAAGUUCUGGGUCCUUGACUGGGCUGGUUUUUUGUGCCUUGUACUGUUUGCAAGAGCGAUUUGUGAACCGUAGUUUAUUUUAAAGACUAUUAACUGGCUUAUGAUUUAUUGGGUGUUUUAGGUCUACUGUUGAGAUUUUGUGGCGGGGUCAGACAUACCAGUUUCACCAAUUUUGUUGAGCUGUUUAUUGUUUCUGUUCCUAUUCGUUUGUGAAACGUUUUUUUACAUACACGCACUUCCU